UCUAUAUUCUCUUGCACACAAAAUUUGGAACAAGUCACAAGCCAGCAGCUAUAUGUAUGUUUCUUCUCAUCUCUUGUUAAGCAAUUAGCUGCAGCCAUGUCGUUUCAUGUUGAUCGAAAGCUAAUAUUUGAAUCUCUUGAUAAUUCCACCAGCAAAACAUGUGGCAGCUAUUAUUGCAACCCAGAGGUGUAUCAUUCUAGAAUUUGUCCACUGUCAUGUUUUUAUAUUUGCCAGGGUAUAUGUCUUCUUCCAGAAAUUGAACUACCACCACUACCACAAAAUUUCACAACCAAAGCUCCUCUUUCACAGUCUCCACAUAAAAAUACUACUUCCAUCUUCAUGAUAAUUCUUUUUACAGGCUUAGGCAUUGCUGUCUACAUAUUUUGUUCAUUCGUCAUUCACAAAUUCCGCAACUCAAGAACUUCUUCACAACCGGAGCAGCAAGUAGUAGUAGUAGAAGAAGAAGCGCUAAGUGAUAUACGAACAGUGGGUCUUCACCCAUCAGUCAUCAGCUCCAUCACAAUCCACAAGUAUAAAAGAGGUGAAGGGCUAAUUGAAGCAACAGAGUGCUCGGUUUGCUUGAGUGAGUUUCAAGAAGAUGAAACUCUUAGAAUUUUGCCCAUGUGCAACCAUGCUUUUCACAUACCUUGCAUUGACACUUGGCUCAGAUCACACACCAAUUGUCCCAUGUGUCGUGCCGGCAUUGUCAUCAUGAUACCCACUACUACAGCUUUCAGUUGAGUUAAACCUAUGACCAUCUCAUCUAAAAAUUAGAAUUGUUGAAAAACACACUUUUAUUUACUUUAUUACUCUAUGAGAGUAUUAGAAAGAAUACUUUUAGUUACUUGGACUUAAUUUUUUUUUUAUGAGCUAAAUAGUUGUUUCCUUUUUAUAAUGGACAACAAUGAGAUUCAAACUCAGGAUCUUUGCCUGCUAUUAUAACAUACUAGUAACAUGUGAUAAUUUUAUCUAAAAAGACAAAGUACACUUUCA
Solanum dulcamara is the source of this 993-nucleotide messenger RNA. Its product is annotated as RING-H2 finger protein ATL54-like. The coding region runs from base 97 to 741 and encodes 214 amino acids. NCBI's taxonomy places the organism in Eukaryota, Viridiplantae, Streptophyta, Magnoliopsida, Solanales, Solanaceae. The transcript has a single exon. The record is from RefSeq and is a predicted model, not a curated record. Gene Ontology annotation, biological process: protein ubiquitination.